Xyrichtys novacula (pearly razorfish) is the source of this 10779-nucleotide messenger RNA. Lineage: Eukaryota; Metazoa; Chordata; Actinopteri; Labriformes; Labridae. The record is from the annotation of a GenBank genome assembly.
UAUGAUUACGUCAUGGCGGACUCGUUUGAAAUACGGAAGACCCGGACGUUCUGGAAAGUAAAAUACAGCAACUCUAAACGAACUUUAUCAUCUUGUUUUAUUAAAAAAAAAAAAAAUUAAGGGAAACUACAAAGUCUGGUAAUUUUUCUUUUACUUACAUUUGCACUUUUUUCUCUUCCAAGGUUAGCUUGUAGUAACAGCUCGGAGUACCAGUUGCGAUGUUGUUGUGUUAUUGUUGUUGUUAGCAGCGGUAGCUAACAGAGGUCCAGUUCCAGAUAAACUGUCAUUUUUGUAGCUUAUAUGAGCACCAAAGAUCCCCCUUGUAUGCCGAAUGGUCUAGAGGAAUCCCAAGAAACUGUAAUAUUUUAGUUUAGGUAGAUAGUGGCCAUGUGUCAUAUUAUUGACCGUCUAGAAAGUGUAAAUGGAAACAUUUUAAAGGUAGUUCGCUGCAGCAUUGACGCCACUUGGUGUGUUUGUUCAGUGUUGCGGUAUUGAACUGCUUAAUUGAGUUAUUUGUUGGUUUGCUUGGAAUAUCCUCAAGAUAUCGAAGUUAGGUUAGUGAUUUCAGGGAGCAAACUGUGUACCGAUUUUUCUACAAUAACCACAAGAAUACACAGUGGUAAUUAAUUACCUGUUGAUAUGGUGAUUAUUGAUUAAAAAUGCUUAAAGUCGUUACUUUUUCAGAGAAGCGGAGAAUAAGGCCUAAAACAUUUAACUCUUGAUACUAACCUGUGACUCUUGUUCUGUCUCCUGCAGCAGCAUCAAACGAUGGAACAGGUGAGUCAACAGGAAAGUUAUCAGAGGUCUGUAUGUGGAUAAGGUGGGUGCUGUAGUAUAUACGGUGGCCCUGAGGUGCAAAACACAACAACAAAUCAGAAAACAAACAACAUUAACCAUUGUGUUUUGUCUUUUUGUGUUGUGUUUUCUCUUUUGCCGUUGUGUUUUCUGUUUUGUUUUUGUAUUUUCUGAUUUGCCGUUGUUUUUUCUCUUUUUGGGUUUUCUCUUUUUGCAUCGUGUUUUCUCUUUUUGCAUUAUGUUUUCACGUUUUGUGUUUUCUCUUUUUUCGUUGUUUUUAUUUGCCGUUGUGUUUUCUCUUUUUGUGUUUUCUCUUUCUUCGUUGUUAUAUGAUUUGCCGUUGUGUUUUCUCUUUUUGUGUUUUCUCUUUUUAUGUAGUGUUUUCUGAUUUGCCACUGUGUUUCUCUUUUCGCGUUGUGUUUUCUCUUUUUUUGUUUUUCGUUGUUUUCUGAUUUGCCAUUGUGUUUUCUCUUUUUAUGUAGUGUUUUCUCUUUUUGUGUUUUCUCUUUUUGUAUUGUGUUUUCUGAUUUGCCAUAGUGUUUUCUCUUUUUGUGCUGUGUUUUUUCUUUUUGUGUUUUUUUUUGCGUUAUGUUUUCUCCUUUUGUGUUUCUCUUUUUUCGUUGUGUUUUCUGAUUUGCCGUUGUGUUUUCUCUUUUUGUGUUUUAUUUUUUAUGUAGUGCUUUCUCCUUUUGUGUUUUCUCUUUUUGUGUUGUGUUUUCUGAUUUGCCAUUGUGUUUUCUCUUUUUGCGCUGUGUUUCUCUUUUUGUGUUUUCUUUUUUUUGCGUUAUGUUCCCUCUUUUUGUGUUUUCUCUCUUUUUUUCUGAUUUGCCUUUGUGUUUUCUCCUUUUGUGUUUUCUCUUAUUUUCCCCCCUUUUUGGUUGUGUUUUCUCAUUUGCCAUUGUGUUUUCCCUAUUUGUUUUUUCUCUAUUUGUGUUGUGUUUUCUGAUUUGCCGUCAUGUUUUUCUUUUUUUGUAGUGUUUUCUCUUUUUGUAUUUUCUCUUUUUUUUAUGUUUCCGUAUUUGCCGUUGUGUUUUCUCUUUUUUUGUUGUUUUCUCAUUUGCCAUUGUGUGUUUUCUUUUUUCGUUGUGAUUUUUUAUUUGCUGUUGUGUUUUCUCUUUUUUCUUUGUGUUUUAUGAUUUGCCGGUGUGUUUUGCACCUGAGGGCCACUGUAAGUAUUGCUGCAGAAACCUGAUCACCAGUCUCACCUCAGUGAAAACAGGCACUCAGCUGUGGCAGUUGUUACACUGAUGCUUGUGCAGGACAAAGUUAGAGAUGGAUAACAGGACAACUCAUCUUCAACAAGCCAAAAAUAAGACAUUUGUAUAUUUGUGGACUUUCGGGCAGUUUCAGGUGGAGCCCACCUUGCUCUGGGAUGUUUUUAUACUGAUUUUAAAUAUUUUCAAAACUCUUUUUUUGUGUUUUCUCACCGAUGAUUUCUGUGUGUGUUACAGCAGGAGCAGGUAGAGUGGGAUGAAGUGAACAAACUCCUGCAGCAUCAUGGAUUUAAGCCAGUGUAUUUCGCAGAUCCAGUGGAGAACAAGAGCCUCAAUGGUAGGAAUUGAUAUUUUUCAGUCUAUUUGGACAGAUUGCAGUUGUGUUUUUUCAGGAAAAACUUUUGCACUUGCAGAAAACAUGCAACAUUUUACAGAAAGUUAAAAGCUUCUGUUGCUUCAGUAUUAAACAUUAACCCAAAGCUUUUACAGAAAAAAAAAACAGUUUGCAAACCCUGUCUUUUGCACAAACUAACAGUUUGAAAACUGAAACAGCCCUUUUUUUUCAGUAUAUUUUGUGUGCUUUUUGUAGUACUUUAACUAUUUCUUUAUUGUAUAAUCUACACCCACCUCUUUUUAAUUGUCUUAUACUUGUCCUUGACAUUUUCUUGCGCUUGUAAUGAACUUUUUAAAGCCUCCUGUGUGCUGCAUUUUUGAUUUAAAUGUGGUCUUCUCACCUUAGACCUGGUUCUGUUGGACAAGAAGUCUGCUGUUGAGAUCAGACAGACUCUGAAGACAAUGCUCACAGACUCAGAGAGGCGACAGACACUCAUUCAGGAGCUCAUCAAGACCAACAACCUGCUUAAGUAAGAAGAUACAGCAUCAGUGUGUUUAUCCCCAUAAAACUGAGAACCAUCAUCCUGUUCCUUUAGUUAUAAUAUAAUUAAAUAAUAAUUAACCAAAAUAAAUUCAAAGGUUUUUUUUUUUUUAUUAUAUCAAGAAAAAAGGGACACUAGGAUAUAAAGGUGCAAUUGUGCAUCAGUUAGUCAGUUAGUGAAUUUGUCAGCAGCUGAAGUGUGAACAUGCCUGCAGUGUCUGUAACACUGUGUGGCUGCUAUAUGUUGGCAUCUCUUUAAUAAUGCAUAUACCGAGUGUGGACCACCUGUCCUCCUGAUCUCAUCAGUGUCAGAUGAGUAUCACAGAGAUACACCUGAGUGCAGGUAUGAAGAGACAGCCUGAGGGAGUGACGAGAGAGAAACCAGCUGACUGUAGCUCUACUGAUCGUGUUUCUUCUGUUGUUAUCAGCCUCAGAUGGGCUUUGAUGGAUGUGACAUAAUUCUCAGACAUUUAAUCAGUCAGUCUUUAUUUAUAUAACACUUUUCAUAUACAACAUGUAGCACAAAGUGCUUUACACAGAAAAAGGAAUAAAAGAAACAAAGGAUACCCAAGUCUACCCCAGCCCAACCCCUCAUUCCCACCCCACAAUCUAAUUGCAACAGAAACAGAAUUAAAAUGCAUAAACUUAAAAACAGGAAUGUGGAAUGUGUGCACUGAGGAAACGUCAUUAUAAAACUCAAGAUAAGGAAACACUGGAGGUUUAGGUUAAAAUCUAAAAACAAAUAAAGGCAAUGAAAUUUAAGAAAUAAUAAAUAAAAUUAAAUAAAAACAACAGUAAAAGAUACUAAAAUAAGAGCACCAAAAUAGCUGAAUAAAAGACGAGCCUGUGAUUUAAACUAGAAUAUUUAAUUGCUAAAACACUUGAACAAAGUUAAUGAUAUAAAAUUUAGUUAAAAGCAAGACUAAAAAGGUAUGUUUUCAGUUUACUUUCAAAAUCAUUAAGAUUAGGUGCACUCCUCAGGUCUUCAGGUAAGCUGUGCCUCCUGAUGACAUUCCCUAAAGGUAACAUACAAAGAUUAAAAAGAAUAGGGCCUAAAAUGGAACCUUGGGGAACACCAUACUUCAUGUCAAAACAUUUCGAUGAGUGAUCCCCAAGGUUCACGUAAAAUUGUCUAUCACUAAGAUAAGAUUCAAACCAGUUAAAAACAGUGCCAGAGAUGCCAUAAAAUUACGUGAUGGUAGCUUCUUAUCCAUGUUGGACCUGAAGUCAUUUAAAUUUUAACUAGAGCAGUCUCUGUACUGUGAUUUUUCCUAAAACCAGGUUGAUGAAUUUCAUAAAUAUUUCUGUGAUUGAUAAAAUCAUUUAACUGGUUUAAAGCUAUCUUUUCUAAAAUUUUACUUAAAAAUGGCAAAUUGGAUACAGUUGUCAGGUACUGAUGCAUCCAAAUUUCUUCUCUUCAGAAUAGGUUUAAAAGUAGAAGUUUUAAAAGCAGAAGGGAAUACACCUGUCUGAAGAGAGUAGUUUAAAAUGGUAAGAAAAUCAUGCUUGAAAAAGUCAUAAAAGCUUUUAAAAGGGAUGCUGGGAUGGGGUCCAAAAGACAGGUAGUUGGUUUGAGUUGUUUCAAAGCUUUACUUUAAAGAGUAUGAUUUUGUGUUCAAAGACCCCCAAAUUUUAAAAGCAAAAACUAAGCCCAAAGUUGACUAAUUGAGUAUCUUUUAAUCCUGCAUCCUUAAUCAUUUAAUCCCAUUGCAUGAAAUAUCUUCCAAACUUUAACCAGAUAAACUCGCUCCUCCUCCACUCUUAGAGGAGUAAACCAUUUCUCACUGCGUUGAUUUCCAGGGACGACAUUCAGGUACACAUAAGCCGGUCAGCUCAGCAGUCUCAGAGGAUCUCAGAGCUGGAAGGGCUGCUAGAUGUGGUAAAGACCAGAGUCCAGGACCUAGAGGACCGCUGCAUCGGGAAGGCCGUCCAGCAGCAGAGCCACCGACAACAGCUGCAGGAGGAGAAACUGGAGGCGCAGGUCUGUCCAAAGAUAUCUACUCCGACAGAAAGGAUGCAUCAGGUUUUUUAUGCAUGUGGAUGAAGGAUGAUGGUUAUUUAAGGCUUGAGAACAAAUCCAUCUGCAGACAAAUCAACAUUAAUAUCAUCCUCUUUCCAGAUACAGAGUCAGGUUCUAGAGCAAAAGCUGACUAAGCAGAGGGUUGAAACAGCUCAGCUCCAGAAGAAACUUUAUUUCGCCAUCAAAGAAGAAGAGCGACGAUUGGCCCGACAGAAUCAGACCUUCCAGCUUGUCUGCAACAAAAUCAGCCAGCAGGAGUCUCUGACAGAGCAGCAGUACGAACAGAACUGUUUUUAUCAAACUAUUUAACUUCACGUUAAGUCACAAAAAAAAUAUUAAGCAUAUCCUUAUUUGCACAAAAAUGUGGGAAUUAUAGUUUAUAAAGAUAUUGACUGUUUUGUGCAGAAUUAUGGGAUUCUUAGAGGUGUGUGUUUCAAAAAUCCAGCAUAUAAAAUGUUAACUUUCCUACAAUUUAAACAUGAUGGUUUAACUAAACACGAGUUAUUUUUUUCCUGUCUUUUGUAUGCAGAGUUUUGGAUGUAAUCGACUUUUAUGAGACUAAGAUGAGUCAGCUGCAGGACGAGCUCAGGUAUCCCUUCAAACUUACACAUCAGAUAUAAUUUUUAGUACAUUUUUUACAACAUUUUUAGUAGCUGAUUACUGAGUUUUGCUUUCUUCAUAGGUGUGCCAAAGAAGGACCAGAGGCUACCAGUGAUAACAAAAUCAAAAAAGCACCGGGUCAUGUGUCUAAACCUUUUAAAACUGUCCUGAAGGUAAACCCAGAGCUGGUUAUUUUCCCAUUACUCUGCCACUAAAGCAGUCGGUGAUACUUUUGUAUUACCUUACAGGCGUAUCAGGAGCAGCAGAGAGCGAGCAAAACUCAAAUCCAGGAGCUAAAAAAGGAGGUGGAGAGACUCAAACAAGAACUGGAGGCACGGUGAGUUUGGAGUUAUAGGCUAUGUUCACACUGCAGGUCAAUUCCGAUCUUGUAACCAUAUGUGACACAUUUUUUUUCAUGUAAGUGUGAACAGUGCAAUUCUGAUUUUUUCAAAUCCGACCCAGGCCUCUUUUGUAUGUGGAUAUAAAUCAGAUAUGUAUCUGAUGUGACUGCAGUGUGGACGCUCAGGUAGCGUUCAUCCGACCUAUAUGUCAUCAAUAUGCGGCAAACGUCACCAUUGUUCAACAACAAAAACAGGCGUGGAAAGCAGUUUGUGCAUUGUGCGCAUGCAGGGUCACUUCACGGACGCAUUCACAUUAGAUGGCGUAUUCGCCGUUGUAAUGUGAAUGACUGCACAAAAAGAUCAGAUUUAACAAAAAAUCUGAAUUGUGCAUCAUAACCUACAGUAUGAACGUAGCCUUAAGGUCCUUACACACCGGGGCCAACACGAAUAUAGAAUGCAAAAGUACAAAAUAUUCUGAGGCAAAUUUUGACGCUCCUGGCUGUACACAUCAAGCCCGAUGCGAUUUUGCGACUUUUCGGGGGGAAAACACGCAUCCCGGGGAAGACUUUUCCGGGGGAAAGUCCUGCCUCUUUCACCUCUGAUUGGCUAGAAAAGCUGGAAAUGUCAUCACACGCUCAAGCCAAAUGGUCAGCACUUAUAGCCAAUCAGAGGCGAUAAGAUAAGCACAUGAAACUAUGGUAACAACCGUUAGCUUACGUUAGCACAGAUGAAAGUUAAAACACAGACGUUUAGCAAACUGUUAAAGCACACAAACCAUCGUCAAAUGAGAGAUUCGACGCUAUGACUCUCCAAACAUUGUCCUUCAGGUCGUUAUCUUUGUAAUGUUUGUGUCUUUUAUCAAAAAGCACUCUGUUCUCCGACAUGUAAACAAUCAGCCGGUCGGCCAUGUUGGAUAUACCGGUGAAUGUGACGUUGCAACAACACACAAUCUUAUUAGUCAGAAAUGGACACAGUAUGCAAAACUUUAGAAAAAUCGACCGUGAUCCGAAAAAAUAAAUGCCACAAUAUCGCAGAACGGGAAAACGUUGCUGAUGUGAAUGCUUGUAUUGACAGGAUUCGGGUUUGAAAUAAAAUAUUGAGGUCCGAAAUAAUCGCACGAAAAAAACAGUUCCGGUGUGUAAGGACCUUUAGUCUCUGGUGUUAUUGAAGAAAGCCUGUUUAACAUCAUCCACUGGUAUAGAGGCGAGUUCUCUCUAAAUUUAACCUGCACAGUUGUCAUGAAUAAAGUAAAGAACUUUAUAGAGAUCCAGGGUCUCCAUCGGGCCUAACUUAUUGCAAAAGACACCCUCUAGUGUACAGGAGAGGAACUGCAUUUUUUGCACUCAAGCUUCGACUUGAUUUCAUGAACAAAAAGUGAGUCAUCAGUGAGUCAGCACAACAGAACGCAUACAUUACAAUCAUCAUUUACUGUUGGAUUAUGACAUAAUCAGAUUUAUGAAUAUCACAGGAUCCAGUAUAGACCCCUGUGGAACACCAUUUAGACUUUGGCAUCAUGUUUUACUGUUAAAAGCUUAAAAAAAACCUUUGUAUUUUAAAACAUAAUGUUAAAUAUGUCUGUUACCAAAAAAUGGUUUUGUGCAGAGACACCUGAUGUUUGCAUCUAUAAGGUCAUUUUAUUGAUUUCUUUGACUGAGUUAAACCUGUUUGAAGCGCUAGCUUUUCCUGCAGCUCCCAUGAACACAUGCUGGGAAAACCCAAAGCUUUUUUUUGUUCCAGGCUAAACAACUUCUUUAUUUCUGGUGCAAAGUUGGACACUUUAACAUUGAGCUCUAUGAGGACUGACUCCCUUUGGGACACGGCCCCUAGUGGACAUUGGAGGAACUGCAGCUUUUGGCACUUUAGUGUUUACUCAGUGUUCAUGCCGACUCUGUUUCUCUGUGCAGACCAACUCUUAAAGACGUGAAGUUUUACAAACACAAACUCCGGCAAUUGGAGAUUUUACACAAACACAACAACUCAAGGUACGACACGUGGUGCAUUCAGGUGCUGUUUUGUAAUCAUGUCAAGAUUCUGUUUGAUUUGAUAAAUUCUUUGCAGGUUGCCUAAAGAUGACAGCAGGCCUGAGAUCAGCCGGGACAUGAGCGACAAGUUUUUGAAAUAUCAGAAGGUCUGCGUGGUUUUAUCUUUAUCGCGUUCAGUGUAUGAUGUUUCUGGAAUCUGCUUUUCACAACAGAGAUAAUAAAAAUAAAAACUUUUUCCUUUUUCCCGAUUUGUAGUUGUUGGGUGACAUCAGAUCUGUUCUGAACCAUCCCAGAGCUCCAUUACAGCUGCACAGACAGAAACCCUCUUCUGCAGGUUUGGAGUUGGGUGAGUUUCAGACUCUGCUUCCUACACUGGAGGUCUGGGCUCGGCAGCUCUACCUGCUGAAGGUAAAAACACCUGCACAAACACUUCAGCAGAGAGGGUGAGGGGAAGUGAUAAGGGGCUUAAAGUAAAGGAUAAACAGACAUAUAAACACAAACAUAUUCCCUAGUUUCACCUUCAAGGCUCGGUUCUGGGUGUGCAGGAAUUAUCUGACAGGGUUGUUUGUGCUUGCAGGAUCUGCAGCAGGGUUUGGACAAACUGAGUGUCAGACUGACACCUUGGCAGAUGUCUGAUGGAGGUCACAGCACUGCAGAGACGGUGAAGGUGGAGGACAUGAUGCUGCAGGUGGAUGUCAUGCUGGAAAACACCUCUGCUGAGGAUGAAAAGGUAUGACUCUGAACUGAUUUCAGCCUCAUGUUAGAGGUCUCUUACUGCCGUGAUGGGCUGCCACUCAUGCAUUAAAGAAAUGUUUGUGUGCCUAAAAUUCUUGUUUUUUUUCCUCUAAAUGUGGGUGUUGUUGGAUCUUCAGGUCCUCAGGAGUCCAACUCGGUUCACUUUGGGCUCCAUGGUGUCGCAUUUCCAGAAACUGUUCGAUGUGACCUCCCUCAGCGGAGUUUAUCCCCGGAUGACAGAGGUCUACACUCGGCUGGGAGUAAUGACCAAUGCUAUGAGGAACCUUAGGGAUGUUCUGGAGCUAGGUGAACUCUAAAGAAUUCUCUUUAUUCCCUUUUUUUAAUACUUUUCUAAAAACAUCACUAUCUUUUUUUUUUUUUGUCCCAAGUAUUUUGUAAAAGUUAACAGAUUUGAUUCCUGGAUAUUGAAGGGUUUUGGUUUUGGCAGGAUACAUCCAGUUUAAUUAAUUAAAAUUGAUCUACAAAUGAUCAAACAGAGAAAUAAAAAGAAAAGAAUUUCAUAUUUAAUGGCGUCAUCUGCAUAAAAACCUGUUUUACACUGUUUUAAUAAUAGAAUUGUCAACAUACAAAUGAUUAUUCGGCAAAUUAAAUAGUAUUAUCUGCAUUCAUGUGCAUUGUUAUAAGUACAAAUUAGGGCCCGACCGAUUUAUCGACGAGCCGAUUAAAUCAGCCAAUUUCAGCCCGUUUGAGACUUAUCGGUAAUUGGCCAAAACUCACCGAUUAAAAAAUGUAAAAAUUGUCUGAUUAAUCGGUAAUCAGAUUAUUUUCCCCCCUAAUAAUCGGUAUUGGCAUCAGCCCCCAAAAAUCCAUAUCGGUCAGGCCCUACUUUUUUUUUUAAUAUUCAGUUUGUUUGUUUUUUUCUUUAAAAAACAAAACAAAAAAACAGAUAAACAGGAUGUUUUUUAUUGUUUUUCGCUCAGACAGCAGAGCUUCUCCUGCUCAGGUGGUGAACCAUGUGUCCAGACUGGUUUCUUCAUCUGGGCACACUGCAGGGCUCCAUAAUCUGCUGGGAGAUGAUGACAUUGAUAGGUUAAUAAAAAUAAAGAACACAACAAUAAUCAGAAUAAUCAGCAAGUUGCGUCCACAGAGCUGCAGUAACUGUUUCUGUUUCUAUUUCUCAGUAUCAUUGUCAAAGUGAAGGAGCAUGACGAGUUCUUUCCUGCUUUCCACGCCCUCAUUGUCAACAUUCUGGACAUUCUGGGUACGUAAAAAACUGUAAGGACUGAUGUAUGGUGGCGACUGUUUGACUCAGAGGCCUGCAUCUGAGGCAUGACGUACACUCAAUAACUACUUUAAAAAAAGGCCAGAUCAACACGUGUAUUACAGGUACAUUAGCACUGUUAAAAUAAUUUUCUAGACACUGAAUGGACAAUAUGUGUGUUAGAGAUGUGGUGUUCGCGAACAAGUCAGUAGUUUGAAUGGAUCUUUUAAGUGAACUAUAAGAACCCGUUCACAGUAGCGAGCUUUUUGUUUGCGAGCAGUCCUCAUAUGCAAAUUUCCCACGCUGCCUUCCUGUGUACCCUGUGUGCCCUAAACACCAGGUAGGGUAGUACAAUUUCACAGAAACAUUUUUAUCAUGUCUUAAUUCUUAUCAGUUAUUUAUAGCCUGUGCAGUUUUUUAGGUGGGGGGAAAUUUUUAAAUGUCUCACUGUAGAAGUAUGGGGAUAUGGCACCACCUAGUGUUUAAAAUAACAACACAAGCACAAUGAAAUGCAAAUCAAUAUUUCUGAAUAAUUCCCACCAAGAGAGUGUACAUUGAUGUAAUGUUUACCCCUGGUUGACUUUUAAAACAUAAAUAAAUAUAAUAUUGAGUGUGCCUGGGUUUAAAAUAUCAGGAUCCAUACUGAGAAUGUCAUUUGACAACAUAAAGGUUCAGACACUGUUUCUCUAUGAACUUUGAUCAAGCUUUGACUUUUCUGUACUGACAUGAAUAUAUAAACAGCUUUUAUACCUUUGUGAUGAAUUAGAAUAUCCUAUUUGAAGGUACAGUAAAUUAAUUACUUAUAAAACUGUUUUGGUUUGUGUGUUUCUUUCAGGUGUGAGUCACCUGGAGAACAUCCUACCUGCCCUAAAGUCUUUGAAACAAACAGCUGAAUAAGUGUGUGUGCAUGUUGCAUGUGUGUGUGUGUGUUUACUGAAAGUUAUUGUAAAUUUUGUUUUUUUGUUUUAAUAAAAAAAAAAGAUAUUAAAAAAAAAA